Culex quinquefasciatus (southern house mosquito) is the source of this 2261-nucleotide messenger RNA. RefSeq lists its product as uncharacterized. The record is from RefSeq and is a predicted model, not a curated record. Bases 154 to 2136 code for a protein of 660 amino acids. Gene Ontology annotation, molecular function: gamma-tubulin binding. Gene Ontology annotation, biological process: mitotic cell cycle; microtubule nucleation. Gene Ontology annotation, cellular component: pericentriolar material; centriole; ciliary basal body. The transcript is spliced from 3 exons. NCBI's taxonomy places the organism in Eukaryota, Metazoa, Arthropoda, Insecta, Diptera, Culicidae.
AAAAUCAAACCAAACUGCCGCGAACCGCGAUCGUUUCGAAACUUGACCGGUUUCUUGAGAAAUUUCUUUGGAAAAUUAUCUUUGUUUUACGUUCGUGUUAUUUAAGUAUUGUUUUUGUUAAACGUUGAGCAAUCGUUCACCAACCCAGCCAACAUGGUGUACGAAAUAAUCUCGUGCGCCCGGGACACCCAGCUGCAUACAUUUCCGGGGUUGGAGCAGCUCGGUUCAAGUCCGCACGUAAACAGCAAUGGAAGCGAUUGCCACUUUUUCUCGACCAAACUGUUCCUGCGGGCCAACAAGAACUGGGGCGUUGAGAUGAUGCGCAUCAAGGACGUGGACGGAAAACCGACCUUGGCCUGCGUCAAGAAGAUCUCGAUGGACAACCUGUACUGCGCGGCCUGCCCGAAGACGGACCGGGAGGAGUUUGCGAUGGGGCUUACGUCCGGCGCGAUCCGGUUGAUGAACUACAAAAAGUCAACCUACACGAAGCGGUUUGAGGCGGACAAGAUCGCCAACGGGGUUACGUUUCUGGACUUUAGCGCAACCGAUGACUUCCUGGCGGCCGUUUACGAGAGUGGAACAGUUAGCUUGUACGGUAUGAAAACAAGCAGCCGGGUGGCCACGAUGAGCUUCGAUAAACAAACCACCAAGGUGCGUUUUCACCCCACCAAACGGUUCCUGCUGUCGGUAGCCUCGUACAACGGUUCCGUCAUGCUAUACGACACGCAAACCAAGAAGAUCGCGUUCAACCAGCAGGACGCUCACGGCGCUCCCUGCCGGGACAUAGCCAUGACCGCCACUACUCCGGAUGUAAUCUACUCCGCGGGUUACGACAACGUGAUAAACAUUUUCGACACGCGUAAGAAAAUUACGGCGUCGCAAAUCCGCUCCAACUAUCCGUUCGAAUCGCUGGCGAUCUCCGAAUGUGGGGGCUAUUUUUGCGCAGGAAAUUUGAAGGGCUUCAUUUACGGGUACGAUAUGCGGAAUCUGGCGGAACCCAUUAAUACCUGCAAGGUGCACGAUAGUAUCGUGAACAGCAUUGUGUUUGUGCCGAAACCGGCCGAAGCCCGGGAAGGGAACAGUCGUCGGGUGAGCUUCGAGCCCUCACGGGCAUCGCUCACGGCUGCUGAGGUUGUCCCGAUUAAGACUGUCGCUUCGCCGGUUCCGGUUCAGGUCAAAACCGAACACGACAGCUUCAUGGGAGAGAUUGAUCAGUUCUUGCAACGGCGUGACUCGAUGGAUUACAUGUCUCGGCUGAGCACUUCUUCACGGUUGAGCUCGGAUUCUCGAAGCAGCAUCAACAUGGGAGGUGGUAAUAAUUUGAUGGGUUACUUGGAUGACUUGUCCGAUGGCAACUUGGACCUCGAUCAACUGGAGGCAGCUCAAACGAGUCUGGAAGAAAGCAACAUCAAUGUCAAUCGGCUGCUCAAAAGAACCACGAUUAAAAAGCAACCCUCCGUGGAUCGAACCCAUCGUUCGACGGUCAACCUCGAAAACAUCCGAGAAGAGUCCGACGUUGACAGCAGUCGCGCCCUGGUUGAAAUCCCAUCCGACCCCAACAUUGAAUCUCUCAAACAAGCCACCAAUGGAUCCUCCAAAAGGAAUUCCCUUCGGCGCUCAACCGAUCUAGAGAACAAGGAAAACCAACACGGCACUACAAUGGACAAAAGCUCCACCCCACAACCGGAUGCGAACCCCACCUUCAACUGGGACACCCCAAAAGCCCCCCAACCAGCAACCACCGUACCCACUUCCGACGCUCCCAUGUCCGCCUCGGUUCAGGCCGGAUUCGCCGAGCUCAAGCUGGAAAUCGCGAACCUUCGCAGCGAACUGCGCGAAGAGAUGAAGGAGCACUUCUUCCAGAACAAAAUCGACCGCAAAUACACGGCCCAGGCCACGCGCAGCAACGUCUGGAUGGGUUCGUUCAACCUGUGGCAGGAGACGCAAAAGAAGCUCGAGCGCAUCGACGAGGUGACCCAGUCCGGGUUCGGUCUACUGCUGACAAACGAUGAGUUUACGCAGCGCUUUAUGGCCCUGCAGAAGGAGAACGAGGCGCUGAAGCGGCGGCUGGCCGAGCUGGAGAAGGGAUCGACGACGAUGGCCGGGGGAGGAGUAGGAGGAAGAAAAAGUAAGUAGAGAGGGAUGUGAAAUUUUGGGUUUUAUUUAUUGUCGCGAAAGCCACCGAGUGGCGGGCGAGAUUCAUAUUUUUAUUACUGCAUUUGUUUUAUGAGAUAAUACACGGAGAAGAUUGAUUUUUGUAA